Messenger RNA from Toxoplasma gondii ME49, 8665 nucleotides. RefSeq lists its product as hypothetical. The transcript is spliced from 8 exons. The record is from RefSeq and is a predicted model, not a curated record. NCBI's taxonomy places the organism in Eukaryota, Apicomplexa, Conoidasida, Eucoccidiorida, Sarcocystidae. The coding region runs from base 1 to 7779 and encodes 2592 amino acids.
AUGCUGAAGGCAGCCACAGGCCUUCUCCACUGGUUCUUCCAGAAGACCGAGGACUUGCCGCUCUCCAGUGCGGUGUACAGACGACUCGAGAGCUUGCGCAAGAUCGAGGCAGACCCGCGAGGGGGACCUGUGAGAGAACGAGAGGGGAGGGAGCGAGGAGGCAACGACGGAACAGUCCGCGCGGCUACGGGGGGAUCGGGGAGGCAGCAGCGCGACGAAGAAGAGAACGAAGUCUCCUCUGAGUCUGUGGCUGUAGAGAGAAGGCGGGAGGAGACACUGCGCCGGGCAACGAGGUCGAGAGAGGCGCCCACAACUCAUCGAGGAGAAGACUCUCCGCAGCUGCUUGGCGAUAUAGGCACUUCUGAAAGAGAGGGCGUGCGUCGAAACCCAAGUUGCAGACGGGAGGAAGAGGGCCGAUUCCGCGAGUGCUCAGAGAAGCCGUCGUCCCCGUCUGUUUCACAGAAGGACGAGGAGGGAGAGGAAGCUGACAGAGGAAGCGUUUCCCCCCGCGUUUCUCCCGCUUCUUCAGAGCGCCUGUCUGCAGAGGUCGACGCAGCGAGACUUCUCGACUUCGCCGUCAGCCACAUUGUCAUUGCAGGACUCUUGGCUGAGAAGACCCAGGACGAAGACGCUUUCGCCUCUCACUCGGCAGUGCUCAGGAGAACAUGGGAGCCUCAGGCGAGAGCCGAGCGCGCGAGCGGGAGUUCCGCGUCAAACGCAGCGCGCGCGCAGAACCACGAGGAAAGAGGUGAAGAGGGACAAACGGAAAAAAGGGAGAGAGAGCUGCUGCUGGACGCGAUAGCUCGAUAUCUCUACGUCGCGAAUCCCGAUGCGUUUCCUCCGCCGUGUCGGCGCGAGGAAGAGAGCGGCUUCGGAGCUCGACGGGCACCUGUGGAGGACCGAAGAUUGGACGGUGGCCUUCCUCGAGUUGGAGAGUCUUCUUCGCUGUGCUUCGACGACUUCUCCAUCUUCACACCAUCUCUCGCGAGGCGGCUGCUGAUGCCUGACAAAGCGUUCCGCGCUUCCGUUUCGCUCGAACACUUGCUCCAGACUCUGGCGUUCCACCACCUCGAGGAAAUGCCGAUGACGCCUCCUCCUCACCUGCUGAAUCAGCGCCUCACACACGGCGUCGCUCCCUUUCUCCUCCCGCCCCAGAGGCUCCCAGGCGACGCGGUGUCUGAGGUGCAUGUACACCCGACGGCCGGCGGGGACUCGGCGCCUGACAGGGCUGUGGAUGCGUCGCCUGGGAGGUCUCCGUUGUCUGCGGCGAAACUGCGACUCGAGGACGCGAACACCGCGCGCCUCGUCGGGAACGAGGUGUCUGUACAGACCAUUGCGGACCCGAGGUCGAACUACCUCUACGUCCUCGUUCUCUACGGCAAAGAUCCGGUCUACGCUUCCUCUCUCUCUUCGGACUCGCUGCCUGUUCGGUAUCGCACGCGCCUCGUAGUCUACCGUCGCUCGCUCUCGGAUCUUCUGCAGGCGUCGCUCCUCAGUCAGCCUCUUCGGCACGGGGUGUACAGACAGCUCGUGCGCCUGUACCCCUACCGCCACCUUUCCGACCUCGUUGGUCCUGCCUUUCUCCCUGCCCUCCUCGCGGCGUUCGCUGCUGCCGAGCGAAACCGCGAGUCUGGCGAGAGACGCGCGAGUCCCAACCUCGCCCAGAAGCCGACCCGCAGAGAAGACCCUCUGUCUCCAGUGUCUCCUGUGUCUCCUUCAGCUGUUUCGAACUCGGAAGCGACAUUCGACUAUCCACCCCCGUCUCCGAGCUGGUUCGAGCUUGAAUCCCCGUCUAAGUUCGCUCAUCACUCUCCGUCUCUGCCCGGGAUCUUCUCCGCCUCGACACACUCAGGAAACCUGCCUUCUUCCUCUGAACCCACAUCGUCUUUGUCUACUUCCCCGAGAGGCAGAACCGUCUCUGCACCGCCGACGGUGGCUGGAGCACUGUCGCCUGUCUCCGCAUCCCACACAACGUCUCCUCUCUCUUCUCCCCACACUCGGUCUCCUAUCAGUCCUGGCCUUUCUCCUUCGCGGCGUACGAACACGCGAGCAGAGGCCCGGCGACUUUUGGGGGGGUUCGAAAGGACUGCAGUCUCCGCGGCGCUGGCCGCCGGCCUCCAGUUCUCUGUCGACGACGAAGAGCCCAGCGAGCAUUUGCCCUCUUCUAUGACCGUUUUUGGUCGCUCCCUGCCUCCUGCCGUCGUCGCCAUUCCACCGGAGACUGUGCAGGAAGCUGUGGAGAGACGCCUGCGGUUCCGGCUUGAGAAGAAAGGCGACGAGACCGGGCCAGAGCUACAGAGAGAAGACAGCGGGGAUCCCCGUCCUCGGCGAGGUGAAGCCGCGCGUGAUGUGCCUCCGACCCCCAGACCACCGAGUGCAUUCUCAGCGGAGUUCUCGGCGUCUUCUCCUUCCUCGCCGGCGAGAGAGCGUGCACCGCAUUUGGCUGCGUCUCUCUUUCCCGCGCCGUCUGUGGAGAACCUGGAGAAACACCGAAAGGAGCUGGCGCAGGUCGUCGAGGCGGCCCUGUCUAGCAGGGGCGGUUCGCUGUCUUUUCUCCGCAUGCCGCUGGUCCUCGCGCAGAUCUCCGGAGAACUCGUGCUCGCGUACUUCUACACGCUGGCGCUGCUUUUGCGCGAAAGCCGAAACUGCGCAGUCUCGCUCUGGAACCUCCUCGAGGCUUGCGUUGAAGACCCGGAGUCUUUUUUUCUCGCCAUGCAUGCGCCCACCUUCUCCAAACACCCCUGGCUCAACUUGCAGGCACUCCACGACAUCCUCCGCGAACGCUACGGUGACCGCCCUCUCGUGCGAGGAGACAGGAAAGGCGACAGUCUGGUCUCUGCUGGUGAUAUGGGAGGCAAGCGACGUACGAGGAGGUCAGCGAGGUCGGACGAAGGAAGCGAGAAGCGUCCAGGAGAGAAGAGCGAAGCCGGAGAAGCACCGAAGGUUUCUGAAGUCCGGAGCAGGACGAGAGACGCGUCGUUUUUCACGCUGCCGGUCGUCAUGCACCUCGGAUUCGUGAUGGCUCUUGAGACCGCGCGUGCGUUGUGGAGACAGCAGAAACUGUUUGUCUCCACUGUUUUCGCGGCUCUCACAGCUGCUACCUUGCCGGAGGUUGAGGACUCCUCUCAGCCUGCUGGAACGUCGCAGCCGGCUCCACUUUUCCCCCCUCGCGCCGCUGUUUCCUCGGCGUCCUAUGCGUUUUCAACGGAACAUAUUCUGGCAGUAACGGGAGCUACAGGUGACCGAGCCGCAGAGGCGGCGCGAGCGAGCAUGGAAGAAGCAGAGGCGAGAACGACAGGGUCUGCGUCCCUGCACGACUCGCCGCUCGCCUCGAGAUCCGCAACAGUGGGAACACUGCUGAGAGACACCCAGAGAGAAGAAGGCCCUGCGCCUUGGCAGCUCCUCCAGGAGAGGGCGAGGCCGACGGACUCCGGACAGAGCCGUCGAGGUCGCGGAGAGCGAGGGGAGAGAAGAGAGAGAGGAGGGAGAGGAGAGAGAGGAGGGAGAGGAGGGAGAGGAGAGAGAAGCCGAGAAGAGCGGCUAGAGGAGAAGAACGUCAGAGAGGACGGCUCGCGGCCGGCGGGGGCUGCUGCACAACUCGCCUCUCGUCCUCACAGCGGAUACGCAAGUGCGUGGGAUGAACUCUGGUCCGUUGUCGCGCAUGCGCUCACGCAGUGGGCACCUGCGGGGUACGCCGUCGACGCGCUCGUCUCUCCCUUCCAGCCGGAGGAAGAGCAGGAAGGAGGCGACGACCCAGGCGCAGCCUUACAGAAAAAACAAGAACGAGCGGGAGAGCUAGAGGAAGAAGAGGACGAGGAGGUCGAGGGACUCGGUGGGGAGAAAGGGGAGCCGCGGACUCCUGAGGCAGGCGCUCUUCUCGGAGAGAAGCUGCCUAGAGACGCGAACGAGAGAAGCAGGAAAGGAGAGGAAACCUCUUCGAGGAGAAGAGCGAGGGAGAGAGAGACGGACGAGGAGGAGACAGAAAGAGACACCACACGGACGAUUCCCAAGGCCUCGUCCUUUUCGCCUUCGGAAGACCUUCUUUCGCGCCUUGUGCCCUUGCUGUCUCCAACGGGAAAGCGGCUGCCUCUCUCCCUGGAAGAAACGUCGCGCGCCGGAUCUGCACAAAACGCGUUCAUCUCUCCCUCGACGCUCGCGGCCUCGCUGCGAGGAUUUCAAGUUGUUCGAUCCUAUGUGUUUGAGGGCGAGAAAGCGUGGCUAGCUGUCGACCAGGAAACGGUCUCUGCUGCUGUGGUGUAUGGACAGCCUGAGGGGCUGGAUGUACACUGGAAAGUCACGUUUCUCCCGCACCUCGACGAAACCGCGCACCGCGUGCUGACGAGGAGAAAACAGAAACUGCUUCGUUCUCUCGUCAACUGGGAGAGGGGAGAUUUCGCAGGCGGCAGGUCGUCCGCGAACCGCGGCGAGGGAGAAGCAGAGGGAACUCGUGGCUGCGAGCAGAGUGCUGCUCACGCGUGCGAAAGGAGACGAAAGGAAGAAGACGCGAAGGACAAUGGCGAGCUGACGGACGACGCAGGACGGCGGGCCGGAGAGGCCUCGGAACGGCAAGGAAACCAACAGGGAAAGAGCGUCGGCGAGACCAAGCAAGACACUCAGGAUAGUUCGCGCGCUGCGCAGAGCUUGGGAAGCGACCGCGUCGACGCAGGUGUACAUACACCUGACGUGACGACAGCCUUCGGCAUCGUUGUGGACCCUGGGAGGGGAGGCGGAGAAGACGAAGAUGAGGACGGAGGCGCAGAUGAGGAGAGACAGGGAGACAGUGAGAAAGAAAGGAAGGAAACUGUUCCUUCGUUUGCUGUCGACGAAAUCGUCGUUGAACAAGCGUCGUUUCUGCGACACUCCGGCCGCCGUUCCUCGUGUUCGCUGUCAACUCGGGGGGGACAACUACAGACGACGGAGGCCUUCUCUGCGUCUCCUCUGCCUCCGCAGUCAGCUGGCGAGUGCGGCAAAGACAACUCCGACUCCAUUCUCCACGAGUUCGAAUUCGCAACGUUCGCCUUCCAAGGAUCCGCUGCAGUUGAAACUGGAUCCCUCAGUUCCGCUGGCCUCGCGUACACCCGAGCCGGCGACAAGUAUCUCUUUCGCCAUUCGAUUUCCCUCUCCUCUCUCCUUUCUCACCUCAAGUCUUCUCUCUCUCCCGAUACAUCUCCUUCUUCCUCUCCUUCUGCUCUCGGCUCUCCUUCAUCCUCUCCCUCUCCUUCGUCAUCUGCGUCCUCUCCUUCGUCAUCUGCGUCCUCUCCUUCGUCUCUCGCAACUCCAUCUGCUCGCUCUUCGUCUUCUUCUCAGGUGUCCAGCUCCCCGGUUUUGGACUCGUUGGUAGGACCGCGCGUGCAGCAGCGCGAGAAUCUCGGCGACGUCGUUUUACUGCAGCAUGUCGUCAGCGACGCUGCAGCUGCGGAGCCUCUUGGCGCGCAGACGCCUUGGAAGCAGUACCCCACAGUGAUGUCGAUGGUCGUUCACUCGACGGAUCGCUCUGUACGAUACCGCAUCUUCCAGCACUCCAGCGUCCCCGUCUCGCCCACGGACCCGCUCUGUCCCUCUCGCCUCAACAGGCGCGUUGGUCUCCAAGGCGGUGAAGCGUCCCCGGAGACAGCUCGGCAGCGGUCGCGAGACUGUGUGGGGUGGACGGUGGGGAGGAAAGCAGGAACUGACCAUUUUCUGCGCGUGUACCAGCCUGGCGAGAACGAGGCUCGCGGCGAAGAACGCGGCGGCGGACACGGGGAUGGAGGCAAUGCCUCCCAUGGAGUCUAUGAAUUUGUAAGGAGACCGCUGUGGGCGUCUACACCAGAUCGACGCGGCUUCGCGUUCGGGUACCUCCUCAAACUCCAGAUGUUCCGCUUGCUUCGCCGGUCGUCACGCUUCGCUGGCAACCGAGAAUACAGGAACCGUGUAGACACCGCAGAAGAAGAGAGACUUCGCGCGGAGGCGAGGAAGGCCGAAGUAGGGCCGUGGCGGCUGGGGCCUCUCUCCGGAGGGCCUUUGGUCGAGUCAACUCCCGAGCGCGCGAAUGCCAAUGUCCACGCGUCUGCAAAUGCGGAGUAUUCCGUCGAGGAAGUGUUCAGAGACUUUUGGAGCUACGCACCGUCCUUUCGACUACUCGCGAUCAAUGAAGAUGGCAGCUGCGUCGCGGGGGUGACGGGUGCUUUCGGCUUGUUCCUGCAACUCCCAGGCGGGAACGUGGUCUCGGAGGCGUCGGGGCCUUCUGUCUCUGUCUCCGCAGAGGACGCGGCCCAGACGGAGGCGCAGAAAGCAGAGAGGGCCAGAGUGUCGACACCGGUGGUACGCGAGGUCGAUCUCGUCGCUGCUUUGGAGCAAGCAGGCGCAGAAAAUCUGGACGGUCGUCAGAUUGUGGGGAUGUCGUUCUUUCCUCUCCACCGUUUCUUCGCGCCUGUGGACCCGAACGUGGUCCGUCCGGAAUUUGGGGCUCCUGGGCGCAUCCUGCUGACGCUUCUCCUCGAUGAUGGCCGCCUCCUUCUGCUGUAUGUACACCCGGACGCGACUGUGUCGUACCCUCUUCGGCCAGUCUUCCACCAGCUUCUUUUCUCCAUAAGUUGGAACAACUUGGCGAUCUUCCUGUACCUCGUCCUCCUGCUGCUCUUCCACUUUCGGGGUCAGUUGCUGCUCGUUCCGCCGGUGCUUAACGCGGGGGCUCCAACGCCUCUGCGAUUUCUUCACCUCUUUGUCGCUCUGUUUCGGCCGGUCUUCUCCCUCCUCUUGUUCCCGCUUGUCUCCCUCGUCCUCGCCGCUGCUCGGGCGCUUCGCCUGGUCCUCGCAACUUUCUUUUCACUGGCGUUUAUCCUGCGAGUUCUCCUCACUCGAGCGGCUCUGCGCUCUGAACCCACGCCCCCGCCGCCGACCCCUGAGGCUCCAGUGCCCGCACGCGGCACCGACGACCGCGGUCGAGGAGCCCAAGAGACACGGCCCGAGAGGGCCGCGGCCGAGGCCCCCCCAACAGCGUCGGAGACGCAGGUCGCCGAGAGACAGACAGAGACAGAGGAGGAAAGGCGGCAGCGAGUCCGAGAUGCGAGAGAAGCCUUUCUUCGAAAGCAGCAACGCAACGGAAAAGCGGCACAACCGGAAGGAGACAGUUUGCCUCAAAACAUGCGGCGACGAAGACGCGGAAGCGGGGAGGACGGCGAGAGAGAGGGCGCAGCCGUCUCCUCGGCUUUUGCUCCUUCCCAGUCUCGUGGCGCGGUCCCGAAAGCAUCCCCGCGUCCCCCGUCUCCAGCUCAGGACGCGUCAUCAUCCUCGGUCGACCCACCUGUUUCUUCUUCCUUCGGACCUGGCCGUUUGUGGGGUGUUGAUGAUUCGACGGAGCUGCGGGGAGAGCCGGUCGCGAGAAGGCCCGCAGCAGGGUGUGGCUCCGAGGCGAAGGCCAUCGCUGGCGACAGCGAGAGGUCCCCCGGUCGUCAGCGAGCGUCUUCUUUGCUUCCCACGACGCUUGCAUCGAACUCAGAUUCUCUUGCCGGGUCUCGAGCCUCUUCCGCACCUGCAUCUUCGUCAAUGGCGCUCUCUUCUCGUCUGUCGACGGCUUCAGGACACUAUGAAAAGGAGACGCGGCAAGCUGCCGACAUGUCUCCGGGACCUCGUUCUCACGCACCUCCGUCAAGCGGAACAGCGGCAAUAGAGGCGACUGCUGUCGGGGUGUUUCCUCCUUCACCUCGCCCUCUCAAUCUCCACGAACGCCGCGCUCUGCUGGCUCAUGCUGCCUUGCGGCGCAGCGUCGGUGGGCCUUCGAGGGCGGGAGAGGGGACGUAAGAUCGUUGCCUGUCUGUUCUACGCUCUCUUCGGUAGCGGAGUUUCUGCGUCGCGUACUCUUGCCCUGUGCGCUGCUCUGAGUUCCGCCGUUCCAGAGAAGGAGUGGGUUUCAGGGGAGGGACAUGGAGGUCGAGUAACGCUGCCAUCGUUAAAGCAACGUGAACAUCGAGGAGGCAGAACCGGCAUGCGGAGGCAGUAAACGUCCAUGUGAUGUGCAUGUGGGUUUUCGAGUAUGUCUUUUUCGGACUUUCUGCUUGUCUGUAUCUCUCCGCUGUGCAGCCUUUGAAUCGCACGCAAAGCUCUGUUCCGCUUCGUUGCGCUUUUCGGCCUGCGGUGUCAAGACACCUCGCGGAUGAGGUCGCGAGAGCCCGCACAGAGUGUCGAGAUAUUUCAGGCGAGGCGGCAAGUCGAGUGAAAUGCCAAGAGGCAGCAAAGAAGGGAAAUGGAAUGAAAGCCAGAGCCGUCUGUCUUUUCGAAAAGCGAAACUUCAGUGAGGCAAAACUCCGAGAAAACGCAAGAGAAACAGACGCAUUAUAGCCGGGCAGACGCGACUUGUUCGAGAGGUGAACGCGCCGCAAACGUACGGAUAACGCAGCAGCCGUCACACGAUGACCGGUCGUCGACGCAGUCUGCCUUCCCAGUGUUUCCAGUUCGUCGAAAUCCACAAAAAACGCGUGCCGUGUUGCCGACCUCCAUCGUCUCCUCUCUACACGGAUGCCGAGUGGAGAUACACCCGGGCAACGGCCUAGCAGCUGCCACCCAAAUCCAAAUAAAUGUCUCUAUGAACUCUGCAAAACACUCCUUGCCUUCGGCGUAAAAGAGGCUCACUUCCAGAUAAUCUACACUUCAAACCUGACGUAGAGGUAAUCGUCUAGAAGGCUGUCGU